Messenger RNA from Dicrocoelium dendriticum, 399 nucleotides. The record is from the annotation of a GenBank genome assembly. NCBI's taxonomy places the organism in Eukaryota, Metazoa, Platyhelminthes, Trematoda, Plagiorchiida, Dicrocoeliidae.
AUGCAGUACACCGACUUGCUGGUCCCUGAAUCAAAUGAGAUACUGUGUCCGGGCUGUCGGAAUUUUGCAUCGGCUGAGCUCUACACACACAUGCAUGGGCGGACUGGCGCAGACCCAACGAGGGCGACUGUCACGCAUCAACUGAAUUCGUAUUCCGUACUCAGUUAUGUGGUAUGUUCGCCCAUGGGAAAAACUGCAACGUUGCUUAGUAUUUUGUCUGGCCAUUUUCCCGGCUGUUCUCCAGCAAACGUACUUGGCGAACACAGCAUAUCGGCGAGCAACAUUACCUUUUUAUCUUACGGUAGUUGUAACCACAAAUCCCAUAAUUCCGCGUGGUCGAUAACCCUUAAUUCCUUAUCUAACGGCCUGUGUACGCGUAGUCCACAAUUACAGAUGGCA